Prosopis cineraria is the source of this 1511-nucleotide messenger RNA. RefSeq names its product presenilin-like protein At2g29900. The transcript has 2 exons. The record is from RefSeq and is a predicted model, not a curated record. Gene Ontology annotation, cellular component: membrane; nucleus. Gene Ontology annotation, biological process: protein processing. Gene Ontology annotation, molecular function: aspartic endopeptidase activity, intramembrane cleaving. NCBI's taxonomy places the organism in Eukaryota, Viridiplantae, Streptophyta, Magnoliopsida, Fabales, Fabaceae. Bases 66 to 1496 code for a protein of 476 amino acids.
CCCACCAACCAAGACGCUCGCUGACUUACAGAAAGCUUGAAUCUUUUUCACCUUUCAAUUCUACAAUGGCCCAGAACCAGAGGCGCACAAGCGUCAUCGACUUUCUAGGGGAAGAAAUUGUGAGAAUCAUCGCACCAGUAUCAAUCUGUAUGUUUUUGGUCGUCCUCUUGGUCUCAGUCCUCGAUACCAGUUCCAACUCUUUUUCAGCAUUAAUCUCCAGCGUAGCCACCAUUGCAUACAAUGAGACCAGCUCAGACUCUUUCUGGGACAAAUUAGUGGGUGCCCUUUUGAACUCCCUUGCAUUUGUAGCCGUUGUCACUGUUGCAACUUUUGUUUUGGUACUUCUCUUCUAUCUUAGAUGCACCAGAUUCUUAAAACUAUACAUGGGGUUCUCUUCCUUUGUUGUUUUGGGAUUCUUGGGCGGUGAAAUUGCACUCCUCUUUAUUGAAGAUUUUAGUAUCCCUGUUGAUUGCAUGACCUUUUUUCUGGCUUUGUUUAAUUUUGCUGUCGCUGGUGCAUUGGCUGUAUUUAUGUCCAAAAUGGCAAUAGUUGUGACUCAAGGAUACUUGAUUCUUAUUGGGAUGCUAGUUGCUUACUGGUUCACCAUGUUACCUGAAUGGACCACCUGGGUGCUUCUCGUUGCCCUGGCACUAUAUGAUCUUGCUGCUGUUCUAUUACCGUUUGGGCCACUAAGGCUUUUGGUGGAACUUGCAGUCUCAAGAGAUGAAGAAAUUCCUGCACUGGUUUAUGAGGCCAGGCCAGUGAACUAUGAUAAUGAGGAUUCAAGGGGUUAUUUAACUCAGAGUCAGAGGAGGGUGCGGAGAGAUAGGGGGCUUGAGAACUCCAAUCCAAGUGUAAAUUCUGUGCUGGAUGAAACCCAAAACAAUGAAUCAAACUUCAAUAUUGAUACAGGGAACGCUAUUAACCGAGAUUUGAUCAGCAAUGCUUCAGAUGCCAUCCAUGAAGACGCAAAUUUGGUAGGGGAAGAUGCUGUUUCAAAUUCAAAUCCUUCUUCUAGCAUCUAUAAUGGCAGAAAUCUGGUGGAAGCUGAAGAGGGACGGGUUUUAGAAACUGAGUCAGGGCUCUCUACACCCCUGAUUGAUCAUGAAAUGAAUACGCAGCUCCACAGACAUGAAGAUUCAGUGGCAAGUCAAAGUUUGAUGCCAGAGGGAAUUGGAUUAGGGUCAUCUGGAGCAAUCAAGCUAGGUUUAGGAGAUUUCAUUUUCUACAGUGUGUUGGUUGGCAGGGCAGCGAUGUAUGAUUAUAUGGCAGUGUAUUCAUGUUAUCUUGCUAUCAUCGCUGGGCUGGGCAUCACUUUAAUGCUAUUAGCAUUGUAUCAGAAAGCCUUGCCUGCUCUUCCAGUGUCAAUAAUGCUGGGAUUAUCCUUUUAUUUCUUGACCAGGCAGUCAAGUUAUCUGAGCUUUAUCUUAUUUUUAUCAGUAAUAUUAGCUACUUUGAGCUUCUGCGGUAUGCAUCUUUGCCCUCCCGAUCAUUGAUGCUAGAUUCUUUUU